Messenger RNA from Rotaria socialis, 762 nucleotides. The record is from the annotation of a GenBank genome assembly. NCBI's taxonomy places the organism in Eukaryota, Metazoa, Rotifera, Eurotatoria, Philodinida, Philodinidae.
AUGAGCCAUCGUUCAAAAGUUUUAGCAAAUAAAUUUCAACGACACGAACACGAGCUACGUAUCAUAACGAAUCCGAUUGCAAACCCUCGCCAAUAUUUGCUCGAACAUGAAGACUAUGAAGCUCCAUUAACAGCAAAUGCACUCGUACCGAAGUCUAAAUGGAUCAUCGUACGAAAUAAUAUACAUAAAAUUCGUAGUUGGGGUACAAUUGAUACAUCUCAUGUCGACGAACGAAUGAGAGAUUGGUAUAUAUUCUUUCAAAUGAGACGUGAACUCAGACGUGCUCAAGCAGAAAUCAAUGAAAUUGAACAUCGACCAGAUUUCAGGGCUGUUCGUUACUUUAAUUUACCAACUGAUUCCACACAUGUUACACGUUUUGAUGUUUCACAUGUGAAAUCAACCGAUAGUGUGUACUAUCCGGGUUUAGGCCAUGAUCCUAUUGUUAUACAAUCAUUACUUUUUUAUUUUUCAAAAGAAUGCGCUGUACCAUAUAGUAGUAUAUUUCGAACAUUUUUAUCCGAUGUUUGUGCGAUUAUAUAUCGAGAUCAACAGCAGCGACAUCGAGCAGCAGUUUUUCGUAAAUUAGUAUUAUCAAUGACUGUAAUUAUUUCUCUUAUUAUUGCGCUUAUGCUCGCCUCAAUGAUAUUCGGCGCAUCAAAAACAGCAUCUAAUUUAGCAGCCAUGUACAAAAAUGAUCCUGACGGAGGAUAUGAAUGGAGACAACCUAAAACAACUUUAGGAACAACUUUAGACUAUUUAUAG